AUGGCGAGUGACGACGAAAGGAGUGAAGCGCAAUUCUACGACGCGCAAGACGCGCUAGUGACCCUAAAUGCGGGACAUCCAUCAACCUUGCCGGAGUCGCGUGGUGAGAAUGUUGCGACAACCGCAGAUUCACCAACGACGACCAGACUGAAUGCCUUGAGAGUACAACAUCACCGACACUCUCUGCAGGACGUUCCCGCAUUGCCUGCCAUACCUGCAAAGUACUUAGAGAACGGUCGACCGGCGAGCAUAUCAGUGCCGGCACUGCAUUCUAUACCUCGAGCAAGCGGUCGGGCGCGUGAUAUCGAAGACGGCGGAGCGCAAAGAGGACGCGCGCGAAGGGCAAAGGACGCAGGCCCGCUGUCGCGUUCUAAAAAUGGCGUAGAUACAGUGACGCUUACGGUCUCAGCCGGCCAUUGCGACGACAACCUUGUAACGAAGAAGGCGCGGCAGAGAUCGCUGCCAGCGUUGGCACCAAGACCUCAGAGGCAGCUGUCUGACCCUGAAAGGACAUCUGACUUAGGCGCGCCGGAAACGAUGGCGCGACGUGGGAAAGACGGCGAUCUGUUCCUGGAGCUUGCGCAUGAUGACGCACAAGAUGAAGUGCGACCAUUGACUCGUGCUGCAAGUCGUCUGUCUCAAUUCAACAGUCGGCGCUCACUACCGCCGGAAGGUCUCUUGAGCUCAGCUGCGGACCGCAGACCAAGGUCUAGUGGUAGCUUAUUGCAACAACGGCCUGUGUCGCGGUUCAGCGGCUACCCUACCGAGGGUAUACGGUCUGCCGAAAAGUGUCGGGAACCCUUCGGCCGCAGUUCAUUAGAAGGCGAGGACAACGCUAGCGUUUCUGGGAGAUCUACAUCAAGUCGCGCUCGUCCCUAUAUAAUCGCUCCUGAGCGACCCGAUGUAUCCGCUCGUAUGAGAGACAGAGCGCGUUCGCCUGAGGUGCACUCCUUCAGCAGGCGGCGACCUUCCUACGGCCAGACCUCUCCACAGCUAUACAAAGGACGGCAAUCGCAGCUCGCCAGCAAAGCUAACGACUCGCAAGAUGAUUCGCCGGCUGGUAGCUCGGAGCCGAAAGCGGACUCAGCCUCAGUGGAGUCGCAGACUGACACGGUAUGGGACGAGCUUGACGACCUCAAAUCGCGCAUCAAAAAGCUGGAGCUUACAGGCAAGCAUCCGCCAACUUCUGGUGUAGCCGUCUCAGGAUCGUCGAGUGAACGACCACGGACGGCAACCACCGCACCCACGACAAUCGACUUGUCACCCAAGCACGAGCAGAAGUCUGACGGUCGACCAACUACCCAGUCGGAUUCUGGCGCUCAAGCGGUUGGUGCUCUUGGGGCGACCAACAUCCACCCGACGCUGCAUACCGCGCUUGCGAAAGCGAAACCGUUACUCAACCCUACGCUGUAUAGGACGCUUGAGGCAACAGCAGCUGACGCGCUACAGCUUGCCGCAAUGACCGGCAGCAACACUGGACCACAUGGCACAACAUUCUCCGCGGCAUCCAUCAUUAAUGGUGGAUCUGAGCGACACGUACGGCGCAAAGCAGAUACAAUGUGCCGCAAUCUUACUGACUUGUGCCUUGCGCUAUGCGAGGGUAAGCACGAGGCUUCCAGCGUGGCCACAACGCCGAUCAAUCUGGAGCCAGUACGGAGUUCGCCUACCAUAAGGUAUUCCAGAAGUAGUAUUGGUGGGCAUGGCGACACCGCGGUUCCGGUCAGUCGCCCUAUGAGCCGACUCGAAGCACGAAGGACGAGCAUUCUUGGAGUUCUGCCCAACGGCAGCGUUAGUGGCAACAGCCGACGCGAGAGUGCCGAUGAUGUCUCCGCUUCUGAACAGGAGGGUACGCCGUCACAAGCGGAUGGACCGCAGCGGGAGCUUCGCCACGUCGGGCGAGCAAGCAGUCGCCUCCUCAGCGCACGAUUGUCUCGACAAGAGGACGUCAGUGGCGAUGAAGAUCCCACUACACGGCCAGCCUCGCGGGCCAUGACGGACGCUGGCGGGUCACGCAACAGGCCUUCCGCAUCUAGUGACUAUGCUCGAUCACCCAGGACUGCGGAGUCGCCCCGUUUUCGGGAGACGCUUACAGCUCGCAGAACUAAUGGUAGCGCUUUCGAAGCCAACAAGGAGCACUCUCGAGUGGCAUCGCUGAGCUCUGAUGUGGGUCGGAAGCGCUGGACGAGAGAGUCGACACCGCCCGUGUUAGAGGAGGAACUGAACGAAGCGGGCGAGUAUCAGCCUUCUUCACAACCGAAACGCAGACUCACGUCGCUAGGCCAGUUCAGCGCGAGAAGGGCGGCGGAGAUGCCGAGUCGGGCUGCUAGUCUCAGUUCGAGGAGGCAUGUGGUUGAAGGCUGA
This is a messenger RNA of Baudoinia panamericana UAMH 10762, 2361 nucleotides long. RefSeq lists its product as uncharacterized. Lineage: Eukaryota; Fungi; Ascomycota; Dothideomycetes; Mycosphaerellales; Teratosphaeriaceae. The transcript has a single exon. The record is from RefSeq and is a predicted model, not a curated record. Bases 1 to 2361 code for a protein of 786 amino acids.